AUGUUUGCGUGUUUUCUUAAGUGCGCUUUGAGAGCCGUAAUGUGCAUUGUGGGAGGACGUCUUCUGUGGAGUGUGGCUGCAGAAUUAUCUGGAAGCUUCAUGAGAAGACUGCACAAUAGGUCUUUGCUUAAGGUACUUUCUGGGAAGUGGGCCAUCAUCACAGGGUGCACUGAUGGAAUUGGCUUGGGAAUAGCCAGAGAACUGGCUAACAACGGGAUUAAUCUGAUCCUAAUCAGCAGAUCACAAGAUAAACUGAAUGCUGUGAUGGAGGAGCUCUCUAAGAAGGUGAAAACAGAAAGUGUCAAACUCGAUUUUGAGCAGGAAAUUGACUUUGCAAAAUCACUCUCUCAAGUAAAGGCACAUACCCCGCAUAUUCUCAUAAAUAACGUGGGAGUGAAUGAAUCUGGACCUACUUCCUUUGUAGAGCACACAGAAGAAAGCAUUAGAAGAAUUCUCCAGGUCAAUGUCACGAACACAUUAAAACUUACGCAGGAGUACAUCUCAUGGGAUAAAGCACCAAGCGAAAAAAAGUACAUUCUUUCAACUGGCUCAAUGCUAGGACUAAUCCCAAGCCCAUUCCAGCAAGUAUACGCAGGAACAAAGGCCUUUUUACAGCUGUGGUCUGAGUCCAUAUCAACUGAGCUGCCUGGGUACCACACUGAAGUCUUUAUGACAGGCCUUGUGUGCUCAAAGCUCUCAGGAGCAAAAAAGCCUAGUGUUUUUGUUCCUGCAGCAGACACUUACGGCAGGUGCUGUGUGCAGUCAUUUGGGACAUGCACUGUAACAUAUCCUUAUUUCCCACAUGCCCUUCUUAAUAUACUCGUGAAUAUGCUUCCUCGGCAGGCAGUGUGCUUUGCCAUGGACAGAUUUGGAAGGCACAUACGAAAGAUCAAGCAAAAGGCAGCAAAGAAGAAAGUAUAA
Molecule: messenger RNA, 921 nt
Organism: Nematocida ausubeli
Lineage: Eukaryota; Fungi; Microsporidia
Exons: 1
Coding region: 1-921 (306 amino acids)
Biological process (GO): fatty acid elongation
Cellular component (GO): endoplasmic reticulum
Molecular function (GO): oxidoreductase activity
Source: RefSeq, a predicted model, not a curated record